AUGGAGGGCAGCCCUCGCUUCCGGCAACAGUUUGCUCGCGAUUUGCGGCGCCACCACCGGGGCUAUCGCGAUAUCGUCGUCCCCAAAGGCCCCGUCGAGGAGGCUGUGGAAGAGGAUCCUAGCGAUGCCGAUGCAUCAGCGAUCCCGAAUUUGCAGGUUACCGAUACCGAAUUGAACGCUCUGCAGUCCCGAUUUCUUGAUGUUCGCAGGACCCCCAUCGACGAAUUCAACCGUUCCCAGCCGCUGCUAACGCUUGCAUUCCCUACCCUCUACCCUGACGGCAAGGCCGACUUCGUGGAGCCUCGUUUACGGAGCAUCACGUUCCAGGACUACCUUGCCCAUGCGAUGAGAUGGCAUGACGGACGUUUCGCCCGCCAUAAGACGUGGCCUUUCGUCGCCCUCAACACGCUGUUACAGGAAGCAAUGGCUGAGCCUGACGAGCCGGAGGCUCAGGUCCUGAUCCAGUCGAUCACGCGCCAAGCCGCAGAGUUGGAAGCAUAUGCCUAUAAUCUAGGCAAGCCCGGCCUUUUCGCUACUGCAAGUGCAGCCGAUUACCACUGGGAAUCCCUAUACCGCCAUAUGCCUCGAUUUGACGAGUGGCAAACAGCUCCUGAGGCGGCGCGGAUGGCUCUAUCCCGGCAACUACUGCGAGACAACGCCCACAUCGCUGCGUACCACUUUCAUAAGCGUUAUGCGCUGUUUAGGGCUAUUGUCUUGAAGCAGAAGUUCAACCUAACGGACUCUUGGGGCCGCUACGAGUGGGGCGAGCGGAACGAUGGCCAGAUUAACCACUACAACCGCUUGCUUACCGUUGCGUGGCUAGCCAAUACAGAUGUUUCGCCUUGCACGAGUCUACAGCAGGUAAUCGAUUACGCGGCCAAAUACUGCUCCAAGUCGGAAAAGAAGAGCGAGUCUUUUGCCCAGAUUGGGAAGGCCCUGAUGCCCCGGGUCAAGGACCACAACCCCUUGAUUUCCUUCACGUCAAAGCUCCUCAAUCAGCUGGUUGCGGAGCGGGAUUACUCGAAGCAGGAGGUCAGCCACUUGCUCCUCGGCCUGCCGUUACAGGAAGGGCAUUCCCGCUCCCUCCGUAUUGACGGCGAUGAGGUGGACGAGGCCCCCAACGUUUACGAAAAGUACACUCAACGCCCGGAAGCCCUAGCGGACCUAAGCUACGUCUCCUUCCUGAAAUGCUGGAAUUUCCGCCCUAGGGACCCUUCCAAGUGGAAGCAAUGGCAGCCAGGCAACAUUAACGGCAGGCCUCGAGUGCUGGUUUACUUUCCUCGCUAUCAGGCUGAUCCAGAAGGUCAACAGUGGUCAGAUUACUGUCGUGAAGAUCUUGACCUACUUGGCCGCCGCGAUAUCGACAUCAAUUACGACUGGACACAGCAUGUGGGUACUUAUCCGGAACUCCGAGACGGCUACUGGAAAGACCUUAUCGCUAGCCACCCCAUGGCCAACGAUGUGGAGGUCCUUGGCCCUCACUGGCGUAAUACGCUGAAUACGCAACAACGGCUCGUGUACGACACAUUCAUGGGCCACUUCCAGGCGCAAAAUCCUGCUCAAAUCCUUCUCCACGUUGAUGGUGGUGGUGGCACAGCCGCCCUACCGAAUCCUAGCCCUAUAUGCCGCGUGGCGCCAACAGGCGUUGCGAGUAACCAGAUACAGGGCAGCACCAUUCAUUCGUUGCUGCGCCUCCCAGUAGGCGGUACUUUCACCGACCUUCCCCCGGCCGACGCAGCCGCCCUUCAGUCCCGCCUACGGCACAUCAAAUACCUCGUUAUCGAUGAAAAGAGCAUGCUAGGGCUUGAGCAGCUCGCGCGGAUCGAUUCCCGUUUGCGACAAGCCUUUCCACAGCGUAACCUCGAGUUCUUUGGUGGUGUGAGCGUUGUGCUUGUGGGCGAUUUCUUCCAGUUACCACCAGUCCGACAAAAGCCCCUGUAUUCGACUAGCACCGGCCUGUCUUCGUUGGAAAGGAGAGGGCAGGUGGCCUACCGCCUAUUUGACCGCACCGUCUUCCUGACCACGGCACAGCGCCAGGCUGGUGAUGAUCAGGCCCAGUUCCGUCAGGCGUUGCAGGAACUGCGUGAUGUAAAGUUAUCUAUACCAUCCUGGAACCUCCUUAGCAAUCGGGUACAGGCACGGGUCAACCAAUACAACCACGAGCAUAUGGUGCAUCUCAACGCCCCGGCAAUACAAGUGGAGGCAAAGAAUCACGGCAACGGCGCUGGGCAGGCACCAAGCAACAAUGCUGGCAAUCUAUCUAACAAGUUCCCUGUUGCUAAGGGCACCAGGGUGAUGCUCACGACUAAUCUGUGGCAAUCAGCUGGCCUAGUUAACGGUGCUCAGGUUACUGAUCUCGCUACACGCGACUUCCAGGCCGGUAUUAGCUAUGUUGCCGUCUCACGGGUUACCUCGCUCCAAGGCUUACUCCUUGAGGCGCCGUUCGAUCGUCAGAGCCUCUAUAACCACACGCCGACGGAAGGGAUGAAGAUGCGCCUCGCUGACCAACAACGGCGUCAGGGUCAACAGCUGAGCGAUCCACUGUAUCCACCACUCUACCGUGACUAA
Molecule: messenger RNA, 2568 nt
Organism: Hirsutella rhossiliensis
Lineage: Eukaryota; Fungi; Ascomycota; Sordariomycetes; Hypocreales; Ophiocordycipitaceae
Product: PIF1-like helicase domain-containing protein
Exons: 13
Coding region: 1-2568 (855 amino acids)
Biological process (GO): telomere maintenance; DNA repair
Molecular function (GO): DNA helicase activity
Source: RefSeq, a predicted model, not a curated record